This is a messenger RNA of Rotaria sp. Silwood1, 609 nucleotides long. The record is from the annotation of a GenBank genome assembly. Lineage: Eukaryota; Metazoa; Rotifera; Eurotatoria; Philodinida; Philodinidae.
AUGUCUAAUUCAAUAUUUGCAGAUGGUUCUUCAAAAAUACAAACUUCAAUUCAACAUAUAAAUUCAUUAGAUGAAGCAAAAUUUAAAAAACUUAUUCAACGUAUUGCUGAAAAAACAGGACAACAAAAUGAAACAAUAUUUACAAUAGAUGAAUUAAAUAAAUUAGAAAAUGCUUUUAAUUUAUCAAUAGAUAAUAUUAAACAAAUAAUUGAAACAAUUGAAUAUAUGUUUCUACAAUCAGCAUAUCAUUUAAUAAAACCACAAAUACUUGAAAAUGAUUUAAUUAAUGAACAAAAUUUUGAUGAAAAUAAAGCAAAAAUAUUUGUUGAACAAUGGUCAAUAAAUGCAAAAGAAAUUGUUGAACGUUUAAAAACUUCUCAUAUUGCUUCAUAUUCAUUAUCUGAUAUACAUUGGACAUUAGAUGUUGGUAUAACACAAUCAAGUAAAAGUAAAGUUAAACGACCAAUAGCUAUAUAUGAAUUUCAACUUAAAAAUGAACAAACAAAACAAAUUGAAAAUAUACAAACUGAAUUUAAUAAAGAUGAACUUUAUACAUUUUUCGAAAAGCUUGAAUCAAUUCAAAGUCAAUUAGAUGCAUUGAUGACAUGA